This is a messenger RNA of Apis dorsata (giant honeybee), 2854 nucleotides long. It is a transcript of the gene Pten, whose product is annotated as phosphatidylinositol 3,4,5-trisphosphate 3-phosphatase and dual-specificity protein phosphatase PTEN. Lineage: Eukaryota; Metazoa; Arthropoda; Insecta; Hymenoptera; Apidae. Gene Ontology annotation, cellular component: plasma membrane; cytosol; nucleus. Gene Ontology annotation, biological process: negative regulation of cell population proliferation; cell motility; phosphatidylinositol dephosphorylation. The record is from RefSeq and is a predicted model, not a curated record. The transcript has 9 exons. The coding region runs from base 607 to 2397 and encodes 596 amino acids. Gene Ontology annotation, molecular function: phosphatidylinositol-3,4,5-trisphosphate 3-phosphatase activity; protein tyrosine phosphatase activity; protein tyrosine/serine/threonine phosphatase activity.
AGUGAAUUUUACGUUAUAUGCGAAAAAAGAUUGCUUUUUUAUUUUUCAAAAGUAAUAUGGUAUCUCGAACGAUUUCUUUAAAAUCUUAUGCAAAUCUUCUAUAAACGAUAUGUGAACAUUGGAUUAAGAAGAAGACAAACAAUGUAUCGGUGAAACUGGCAUGAAAAUGUACAGCGGUGUUAAGUGGCCUCUGUGAUGUAUUGCGAACGGUGCUUAACCUAACUUUUCAUCGACGCUUCUACACGGCGUUUUCUUGCGAUAAUGGUCAUAGACAAUCUUGUCAUUUUAUAAUCAUUUUUAUGUGAAAAUUUAAUUUGAAUGAUGUGACAUGUUGAUGUGACAAAAUGUUUCUUUUUGCUUCAUAUUUCUGAAACUUCUUAAUAAUUUUAUGAUUAUUGAUCAUAAAUUAAACUGUUAUGUUGAGCACUUAUGUAGUGUUCAUUAGUGUAUUGUGUUGUGUAUAGUGUUCAGAUUGUACAAAGUUUUACUUUUUGUGCAAAUUAUAAUUGUUAUAUUGAACUUGUGAUGGUCAUGGUGACAUCAAAUUAUAACUGUGGCAAAUUGAAAAGGAAGAUAACUUAAUGAGAUGGAUAAUAGAAAGAACACAUGCUUUGGGAAUUAAUGGGUAUAUGCUUUUCCUGCAGGAGACCUACAGGCAGCAGGCUGAAUAAUAAAAUCUCAGAACAUAUCUCAGCAUCAGUAACACCCCUCCAUGUUUGUCUGGAGGAACAAAGAGGACCAGAACUGGGCUCUUGUGACGCCUCGGCUUAUAAGCCACAGGCAAAAAAGUUAUUUGAAAAGCAGAAAACAAAAGAAAGGAGUAGUAAAGAAGAAGUGGAAACUGAAAUUAUUGCAAUCAAAACAGGAGAUUUGAAAUUCAGUCAGCCAAGUAUGUCCAAUACUAUCAGUAAUAUGAAGAUGACCAACCGUAUUAAAGGAAUGGUGAGCAAACGUCGUAGGCGUUUCACAGAAGAUGGUUUUGAUCUUGAUCUCACAUAUAUAAGAGAUAAUUUAAUAGCAAUGGGAUUUCCAGCUGAAAAGCUAGAAGGAGUAUAUAGGAAUCACAUAGAUGAUGUUGUCAAACUAUUGGAAUCUAGACAUAAAGAUCACUAUAAGAUUUACAAUCUAUGUUCAGAAAGAUCUUAUGAUUUUAAAAAAUUUAAACAAAGAGUAGCUACAUACGCGUUUGAUGAUCAUAAUCCACCAAUGUUGGAUCAAAUUAGACCAUUUUGUGAAGAUGUACAUGAAUGGCUUUCUCGGCAUCAAGAAAAUGUAGCUGUAGUUCAUUGUAAAGCGGGUAAAGGUCGAACAGGUGUAAUGGUGUGUUGUUACCUUCUUCAUAUAAAACAAUUUCCCACUGCCACAGAAGCCCUUAAUUACUAUGGAACUAAAAGAACGCACGAUAGAAAGGGUGUAACAAUACCUUCACAGAGGAGAUAUGUGGAUUAUUAUGCUACUCUUGUACAAGAAGGAUUAAAUUAUCAACCUGUUACAUUGUUGUUACGAAAAAUACAAUUGGAUCCGGCACCCAUUUUCCAUGGAGGUCAAGGAUACUUACAUUGUGUAAUAUCUGAAUCUAAAAAAAAGAUAUUUAGCUCUGAAAUAGUGGAAGUACGCAAAGGAAUGCAUACAAUUAGUAUCCCUUUAAAACACAGUGUAGCAUUGACAGGAGAUAUACGAGUGGAUUUCUUUAACAGACCAAAAAUGAAACGAAAGGAAAAAUUGUUCCAUUUUUGGUUCAAUACAUUUUUUGUACGGGAUUAUUUAUCGCCAGAAUAUGAUAACGGAGAGUUACCAGUUGAGCGUUCAACUAGGGCAUUGAGUUGCGAUGGUACAACCAUGGAAUUACCAAUGGUUAUGUCGCAUAUGAAAUCCCGAGCUGGAUCGCUGGCUAGUCUCGGACCUAUGCCACCUACUCUUGUUUUAAGUAUAGAUAAAUGGGGUUUGGAUGACGCACAUAAAGAUAAACAUCACAAAGUGUAUAGUGCUGAUUUUAAAGUUAGUUUAUUUAUGCAUCGAAUGGGUGGUACUAUAUCGCAAGCUGUAUCAGCAACGACAAAUAGAACAGGAGAGAGUAUACAAAUAGGAAUGGGAGGACAAGACACUCCGAGCGAAUCAAGUGAAGCGGACAGCAGUGAAUGCGAUACAACCGGAGAUACAACGGGUGAUGAAGAUGGGGAAUCUGGUGAGUCUUCUGCAUCUCUGGUGGUGAAUCACCAUCCUCUUACACACAGCAGUAGCCGUACACACGUUAGUAUUCACCAAAGAGCUAGUCUCAGAGAAACUGCAAAGGGUUUACUCUCACGUGGGGAUAAAAAUAGAAAUAGUCAUCGGCAAACCACAAGCAAUGUGAAACGUUCUUCAGCUCUUGUACGUUCAGCCACGUUUGACACAUAAAAAAAUUAUAUAUGUAUAUAUGUAUUAUUAUUAUAUAUGUAUAUAUAUGUAUAAUUUUUUUAUUUUAUGUACAUAUUGUGUGUAUAUAUAUAAAUAGCGCACACGUGCACUAUAUAUACACAUAACGCACACAUAUGCACGCCCUCACACACAGAGUAUUUUGUACUUAAUGAGUUGAGUUCUUUGAACUGAUAUAUGAUUUUUACAACAAAUUUAUGUAAAACUAGAUCGUGCUACUAGUUUUUCUUUGUUAUGCCAGCAUGAAAAGUUUUAGUAAGUUCUUAAAUGCAUCAAUUUUAUCUAUGUUUUUUGCUAUUGAACAUUAUGAACGUAUAUAUAAAAAGAUUUUGGUUGAUCAGUUUUAAGAUAAGAGGAAUUAAAAGAUAUUUUAGGAAAAUACUUUCUUAAAUGAGAAGAAUAUGAAAUUAUGUCUUUUAAUAUUAUUCCUUUAGUAAGA